AUGUCUAUGAUGAAUGCAGUGGGUGUCAUUACUGCCGGAGUUGCUAGUGCUGUCAUGCCACUCAGUGUAAUUUCAAUUUUAAUUCACAGAUCAUCAAUUUUCAUUUUUUGUAUUGUUGUAAACUUUUCUUUUGGACCACUGGAUAAUGUUUCUGAAUUUGGACAUCAAUUGGCAAAUAUUGUAAAAAGGAAAUCAAUGAAUAAGAUUGAGAUUGAGGAAAGGGAUGUGAAAGCAAAUGUUUCUACUAAGGUAGUUUCAGAAAUUGUGGUGGAAAAAGACGAAACAAACGAAACAAUUGACCCAAAUAAAGUGUAA
Molecule: messenger RNA, 315 nt
Organism: Naegleria gruberi
Lineage: Eukaryota; Heterolobosea; Eutetramitea; Acrasida; Naegleriidae
Exons: 1
Coding region: 1-315 (104 amino acids)
Source: RefSeq, a predicted model, not a curated record